Messenger RNA from Penaeus indicus, 1550 nucleotides. RefSeq names its product soma ferritin-like. The transcript has 5 exons. NCBI's taxonomy places the organism in Eukaryota, Metazoa, Arthropoda, Malacostraca, Decapoda, Penaeidae. The record is from RefSeq and is a predicted model, not a curated record. The coding region runs from base 338 to 1009 and encodes 223 amino acids. Gene Ontology annotation, molecular function: ferric iron binding; ferrous iron binding. Gene Ontology annotation, cellular component: cytoplasm. Gene Ontology annotation, biological process: intracellular iron ion homeostasis; iron ion transport.
UCGGUCAAGCAAUAGUGUUGUGUUCCUGCCUGCUCGCGGAAGGCGCCCGCUCGCGUUUGCAGCCGAGAACUACAUUUCAGAUUUAGAUUAACUUGUCUCGGUCUAGAUUCUGAAAGUUUUCCAUCUGUCUGCUUAAGACUGAGAUUACCGUAUAGAAAAUCUUCCCAAAUAUAACGACCCAUAACGAAACAAUACCCCCCCAAAAACGAGGAUUUUAACAUUCAAAUUUCAAAAUUCAAAAUACAAACAUCGCCUCAAGACUAAAAUAAAUCUGAAAUCCCAAGAAGUUUCCUGAAAAGGCUCUUUCCUCACUCCAUCCCCCGCCCAGCACUCCACCAUGCACCACCCCGCCCACCUCCUGGUCGCCGCCCUCCUCCUCCUUCUCGUGCCCGCCUCCUCGUCUUCGAAGAAAGACCACUACCGCUUCCGCUCGGACACGCCCACAGAGGACCCCGAAUUCGACGGCGAAGACCACUAUUUCGGAAACAGCAUCACUCCCGCCUCCCGCUGCCGCCACAACUACCACGAGCGAACCGAAAACGCCAUCAAUCGACAGAUCAAUUUGUUCCUUCACGUUGGAUACGUGUAUAACAGCAUGGCCUAUCACUUCGGGCGCUGCGACGUAGCUCUCCCGGGCUUCAACACUUUCUUCAAGCAAAUGGCCCAAGAACAGCGCGAGAAAUCCGAGUCUCUCAUGACGUACCAGAACCUUCGAGGAGGACUGGUCACCCUCCAGCAGGUGACAGCGCCGGCCACGUCGGAAUGGGGCACUGGACUCGAUGCCAUGCACCGCGCGCUCGAACUCGAGAAGAGCGUGAACCAAGCACUGCUGGAGCUGCACAUGGUGGCACUGCAGCACGAGGACAUUCAUGCUGCCACUCUCAUCCAGACCAACUUCAUCAACCCACAGGUCGAAAAGAUCUUCACCAUCAGUCAGUACAUCACUAACCUGGAGCGAGUGGGACCUGGUCUUGGCGAAUACAUGUUCGACAAACUUCCGCAGAAUUAGCUAGUAUAAAUUGCAACUAAAACAAAUUAGAAGCGUCAAUGAUUGCACUAUGAAACGGGGACACUGCUGAGAAGAUUAUGCUUUGAGAUCUGAUGUUGAUACACAUACAUGCAUAUAAAUGAAUAAAUAAAUAAAUAAAUGAAUAAAUAGAGAGAGAAUGAAAGUGAAACAAAGCAGAAUGGUGUGAAAGUGUGCAGUUAGUAAGAAGAGACAAAAAGUGCAAUCAAAGGCUCUUUUUCAUACAUUAUAACAGCAAUAUAUUUUCAUAAUCUAGAUUUACCUUCACUUAGUUUCAAAUAUAUGUCUGUACAAUAAAACAUAAAUCUACCUAUCUAUAUAACUCUAUUUAUAUUUAUAUAUAACGCUAAAUAUCUAUCUAUCUAUCCAUCUAUAAUAUAUGUUACAGAGGCUAUUAACUAAACGUCAGCAUUAUCACGCUAACGAUAAAAAAACGAGUCUUACUUUUAUUUUCCCAUGUAUACUCUCUUGUAUUCAGCAUUUCGGGGUAAAAAGCCAUUGAAUAAACAGUCACAGGUGACAA